CGCUAUCGGUGGAGGUAGUAAAAUUACAAUGUCCACGAACCCAUUUUAAACAUUUUUUAACAUCAUACCCAGUCUGAGUUUAAAGUUUCGAGUCAUAGUCUAGACUUGGCUAUUUAAAAUAGAGCAAUUUCAAAAGAUUUAAAGAAAUAUACUCGGUAUUUAGUAUAAACUAUUCAUCUGUUAUUUUGUAGUCUGAUAACUGGAAGUGAUACUGAAACUGAACUGAUAGAGUAGAGCCAAUAGUGGCAAUAGAGCUCUUCUACGAUCCAAUCAUCAGUCAUCAGAUUUGGAGAUGGAGUAAAACAAAAAACUUUAAAAAGUAAAAUAUAAGUUUUAACUUAUAUUCUAAUAUAGCAUAUCAUACUUAUAGGCCAGGGGUUCUUUAACAGGGUUGGUCGCACCCAAAAAGUCACACAGUAUAGUGUGCUAACAACUGUUAGUUUAGAGACCAAUAAAUCAGAAAAUUUGGAAGUGAAACACACAAAAAUGGGGAAAGAAAGAAAAAGAAGUAAAGAAGAAUUAAAAUUUAAUAGUAAUAUUGUUUUAAGACAAUUUUAAAAAUAAAUUUUAUUAAAAAUUUUAUAUUUUCCCCAUAUCUCACAUGCAACUUCAUGUAAAAACAUUUUAAAAAGUAGGUAAAUAAAUAAAUUUUCCUUAAAAAUGUUAUUUCGAACAAACUUCUAGAUUUCCUUUCAAACUAACAUUAACAAAGUUCAGUCAAACAAAUUUCAUACAAAGAAAUCAAAUUCUUUCAUACCACUUUCCGGAUAUGGGCCUAGAAUAAAUAGGCUAAUUUGUCGUUAUAAUAUCCACUUAAAAGGUCACAGCAGAUACAUAUUAGUUUUUACCUAUUUCAAAGCUAGUUAUGGAAACAUGUUCAGGAAGGUGUUACAGGGUUGUACCAUCAUGCAUGAUCCUGUUGGAAAUUUAAUGUUUUCCUUAGUUAACUUAAUAAGCAUAGUUAUAUUAUUACUGAUACAUCAAUAAUUUUGCUUUAACAUUUUUAUUUUAUAUACUUUACCAUAUACUAACAAUUUGUUCUGUAUCCCUCAGUUAACAUCAAGCUAAUUUCCUCAUUAUGAAAUUUGGGAUAGAUGCCGAUGGCAAUCCAAUAGCUGAACCAUUAAAAAGUCUUGACGAAUUAUUACAGUGGAAUUCAGAUGAAUUUACCUUUAGUGGCAUAAACUUAAAUGGAGAACCGAGAAAUCCAAUUGGGUCUCAAACAGUUGGGAAACACAAGACAGGUCCCAAACUCCUUGUAUGUCAUGAUAUGUUGGGAGGUUACUUGGAUGACAGGUAUUAUUGCAUUCACAUUUAGAAGCUAUCCAUAACUGAUGUGACACAUUGGGGUUGGGGGGGGGAGGUGAUGUGUUAUGAGGAUGUCUAAAAUUUAUGACAAGGCUGAGGAUAAAAUAUCAGCCUAAUUAACAUGACAUCAUUUAUGGAUGGGGCCUAAAUUUAAAAUAAUUUUUUUUCAUUUUAAAUAAAUAAACUGGCAACUUGAUGCACUUCGCUUUAAUAAACAAUGGACCAUCAUAAAAUGUUAACAGCUACUGACCCUAGUUUUUAAUUGUUAAGCCUCUGCAAAACAUAUUGGUCUCAUUCCAUCUGGAGUAGCAUUAUUUUCAAAGGAAGCACUAAGCUUAACUUUGUUGCUUAGAUUCAGGAGGAGAAAUGUGAUCCUUAACCUUAACCCAACGUCAAUGUGACAGUAGUUUAGAUCAUUAUAAGUCAUUAUGUGUUUUCUUUGUUUAAAAUUUGAAACGUGCCAAGAAUGUUCAAACUACACUAGCAGAAAAUCAUUGGCAACCAAGUAAAAUUAGAUUCCUCUAUCUCAUAUACAUAUAGUCUGACCUUGAUACAAUGAAUACAUAAAAAUCCUCUUAAGCUUUAAUUCUAAAAGAAAAACAUGGAAUUAAAAUAAAUGACUUUUUAUUGAUCUUGUGCUUACAACUAUAAGUUUAUAAAUAGUUGCUGCAAUCUCCAAAAUCACAUCUCACAAUCACAACGAUCAUUGAAAAUUUGUCUAAAUUGGUUCUUCGUGAAAAUGCUGCCUAAUUUUUUUGGAUCUCAUGGAUAAUGCUAUACUGAGUGGCAGUGUAGUGAACUGCUUAGAAAAGUUUGAAAUUUGACAUAAACCUAAAUAAAUAACUUUUGUACACAAAACUCAACAUGUUAUCUUUAGAAUUAAAAAAUACAAUGGAAGGUGUCUUCUUUUUCUAUAUUUUGAGGGCCCACGAUCAAUGGAUUGAUCAUUUUGGCUCCUAUGUUUUAGAGGGGUGUGUUGUAUAUCAAGCAUUUACUUUGUAGGUAAUGUUCAGUUUGACCUCAACAAAUGACUUUUAUCUUGAAAAAACAACAGGUUUAUACAGGGAUGUGUCCCUUCAGCUCCUCCCUAUAGGUUCUACCAUUGGCAAUACCUAGAUACAUUUGUCUACGGGGGGGGGGGGGGGGGGAAUGUGUGUGGAGAAAGUUCUGUCUUAUGAUUUUGUGAUUUUAUUAAAAAUUUUGGUGAAAAUUUUGAUAGUAAAAAUGUCAUUUUUAUUUAAGUUAAAUUGAAGAUCAUGAUCUGAUAUCAACCAACUAAAUAAAUUAUACCCAACUAAUCAGCAUUUAGCAUAAGAUUGUAUUAGAUAUAUUAAAUAGGCUUAAAUCAAAGUCUAAAUCAAUAGCUGUAAAUGUUAUGGGACCAGACAGCGCUUCAAAUAAGACUUUUACAUCUUCAAUUAGGUAAUCUCUUAUUUUAGAAUUAGUAUCUUCAAUGCAAAUGGAAAAGCACUUUUUACUUUCAAAGUUACAUUUCUUAAAAUACAUAAUGAACUUAUUUCAUUAUUAAAAGGAUUUUAUUAAUCAAAUAUCUUUAUGUCCCAAAGCAAAAACUAUUAAACAAAUUUUAGGAGAUAAGAAAAGUACAUUCCAUGCAUCUUUUGUUAUUCAAAGUGGUAUACAAGGAGAACUCAGAAAUUAAGAAUCCCUUUAAAAACCAAUGAAAUUAUAAAACAAACUAAUUUGUAAAACAAUAAAUACUUUUUCUGUUAACUACUGAAGUGUUAUGGUGUGGUUCCUUUGGUAAAUGGCGAAUUUUAAUUUUAAAAAACCCUUAAUAAUGAUAACGCUUUCUGUACGCUAAAAAAAGAGAUUACCCUCAAUUCCAACUUAAAUAGCAUCGCCUUUAUAUAGUUUUGAAAAGAAAAUCUUUACUCUCCAUUACUGACUUUGUGUUUUUAACUUGGGACUAAAAUUAUCCUAUUUAAAGCAUUUAAACAUUUAAAAAUUCUGUUCAACAUUUAUAUAACAUGCUGUAUUAACUAUAAAUAAAUGUAUGAUAGAUUUUAUUCAGCAUAUUUUCAUAUUGUUUUUCUUCUAAAACUUUGAUCACUAGGAACAAUUAUAACAGAAUGGGAUGACGGGGUACAGAACUGUUCUAACAUUCUCAAAACAGAGGAAUCAGUAGAGCUAAUUACUAGCAAGUUAGCAGAGAUUGCCUCAUACUUUGGCUUUAAUGGAUGGCUCAUCAAUAUUGAAAAUGGAAUACAGGUAGGAUGUCUUUUAGUCAUUCUCUUUGGUUCAUAUAUGUACUAAAAAUUCUAAUGAUAUGGAAAAUUUGUAAAUACAAAAGGUUAUAAUUUUACUUGGUUGCCAAUGAUUUUCUGCUUUUCAAGUUUUAUUGUAACUCUUAAGUUACUUAGUCCGUAACCACAUCAGUGGUAUCAAGUUUUGUUUUAACUCUUAAGUUACUUAGUCCCUAACCACAUCAGUGGUAUCACGUUUCAUUGUAACUCUUAAGUUACUCAGUAUCUAACCACAUCAGUGGUAUCACGUUUCAUUGUAACUCUUAAGUUACUCAGUCCCUAACCACAUCAGUGGUAUCACGUUUCAUUGUAACUCUUAAGUUACUCAGUCCCUAACCACAUCAGUGGUAUCACGUUUCAUUGUAACUCUUAAGUUACUUAGUCCCUAACCACAUCAGUGGUAUCACGUUUCAUUGUAACUAUUAAGUUACUUAGUCCCUAACCACAUCAGUGAUAUCAAGUUUUAUUGUAACUAUUAAGUUACUUAGUCCCUAACCACGUCAGUGGUAUCAAAUUUUAUUGUAACUUUUAAGUUACUUAGUCCCUAACCACAUCAGUGGUAUCAAGUUUUAAGAAAGUCAUUAAAAUAAAUAGGCUCUUCCCUCCCUCUAACAGGUGUUCCAACUACAUAAGGAAUAUAUCUUGGAAUAACAGAGGGACUGCUGACCUCAUUAGGGGAUUCCUUUGAUGACCAUUGAAAACAUUAGGGUCACGCCUGUUGGGGAAUAAUUCAUCUCUAGAGAGUUGUCAGAAAUCCUCAAAAAACGUUCACUUUGUUUAACAAAAGCAGGAUUUUAGGUCUCAAAUUUACUCUUAUUUUUUUUUAGAUGCUUCCCAACUUUCUCCUUUAAACCUGGAACUUUCCUUCUCAUGAUGUUUCCUUUUCCCAUUAUUAUCAGGCUAACCAAGUGCGACGAAUGCAGUCCUUUGUACGUACUCUGACCACAAAGUGUCAUGAACUGCUGGACUCUGGUCAAGUACUAUGGUAUGAUAGUGUUACUAGCAAAGGUGAUCUACGAUGGCAGGAUGAACUCAACUCUCUGAACAAGUCAGUAGAUUCUCAAAAUUAACUGAUCAAUUAAAACACUAAACCAGGGGUUCUAACCAUUUUGUGUGUGACAUACCCCCUCUUGAUCUCAAAAUCUUUUUUAAUAAAAAUGCAUAUGAACCUGAUUUUCUGGGUUUAAUUUCUUUACCACAGAAUGUUCUUUGAUGUGUGUGAUGGAAUUUAUCUAAACUAUAACAUCACGGAGGAAAAGCUGGCCAGGAGUCGAGACCUAGCGGCCUUAGCCAAUCGGCAGUUUGAUGUGUAUGUGGGCAUCGAUGUGUUUGGCAGGGGCAGCCCUUGUGGAGGAGGCUUCAACACCAAGGAAGUAAGAUCUUCUCUCAAUCUCUACAGCCAGAAUUUUAGUGGGGAGGACCAGCUUUCAAAAAGGCACAAUGUUUAAAAAGGCACAAUGUUUAAAAAGGCACAAUGUUUAAAAAGGCACAAUGUUUAAAAAGGCACAAUGUUUAAAAAGGCACAAUGUCUUACACAAGUUUGUCCCAACUAAACACAAGGCGCCAGGCCACUGACGUGAACACUCCUUUGCUUUGCCUCAUGAAUUGAAGUUGAUGCAACUUAGUUUGAGAGAAAGGUUUUGUUGGGUUUUGAUCAUGUCAAAUACUCUGGUAAUAUUAAUGUGUCACAAAGUCUUGUUUAUGUAUUAAAUAUUUUUUUUUAAAUAUUUCAUCAUAAAUUCAUUAGAGAUAAAUUUUCAUUACUGUUCAUAUUUUAUUUAUGGAUAUAUUGUAAGAAUCAAUAUUUAGAGAUAUUCUAAGAAUUAUAAUGUAGUGAUAUAUUCUAAAAAAUAUUAUUUAGUGAUAUAUUCUAUGAAUUAUAGUUUAGUUAUAUUUUCUUUUUUAAUCAUUCAUUGAAUUUAGUUUUGAUUGCCUUCUUCAGGGCUUGGAAAUGAUAAGAAAUUACCAACUGUCUUGUGCAUUAUUUGCGCCUGCUUGGACUUAUGAGUAUCUUGGAUAUGCCGAGUUUGACGUCAAUGAAAUCAUGUGAGACACAAGUCAUUGAUUAAAGUCUAAAGUUCCCGCUUGAAUGGAUCAGACAGUACAACUUUGUACCAGACCUUACUGCCCGGUCACUGCUAGGCUCAACCUGGUGAAAAACUAACAUGGCCAAAAUGGGUUGCAAGCACUGGAAUGCCCUGGGCACUAUACAUGACUAUUGUGAAGCCCGUAAUAGAUUACAUCCUGCCCCCAGCGCACUAUACAUGACUAUUGUGAAGUCUGUAAUAGAUUACAUCCUGCCCCCAGGGCACUAUACAUGGCUAUUGUGAGGACUGUAAUAGAUUACAUCCUGCCCCCAGCGCACUAUACAUGACUAUUGUGAAGUCUGUAAUAGAUUACAUCCUGCCCCCAGGGCACUAUACAUGGCUAUUGUGAGGACUGUAAUAGAUUACAUCCAGCCCUCGGGGCACUAUACAUGACUAUGUGAAGUCUGUAAUAGAUUACAUCCUGCCCUCAGGGCACUAUACAUGUCUAUUGUGAGGACUGUAAUAGAUUACAUCAUCCAGCCCUCAGGGCACUAUACAUGACUAUGUGAAGUCUGUAAUAGAUUUCAUUCUGCCCUCAGGGCACUAUACAUUGCUAUUGUGAGGACUGUAAUAGAUUACAUCCAUCCCUCAGGGCACUAUACAUGACUAUGUGAAGUCUGUAAUAGAUUACAUCCUGCCCUCAGGGCACUAUACAUGACUAUGUGAAGUCUGUAAUAGAUUACAUCCUGCCCUCAGGGCACUAUACAUGUCUAUUGUGAGGACUGUAAUAGAUUACAUCCUGCCCUCAGGGCACUAUACAUGACUAUGUGAAGUCUGUAAUAGAUUACAUCCUGCCCUCAGGGCACUAUACAUGUCUAUUGUGAGGACUGUAAUAGAUUACAUCCAGCCCUCAGGGCACUAUACAUGUCUAUGUGAAGUCUGUAAUAGAUUACAUCCUGCCCUCAGGGCACUAUGCAUGACUAUGUGAAGUCUGUAAUAGAUUACAUCCUGCCCUCAGGGCACUAUACAUGACUAUGUGAAGUCUGUAAUAGAUUACAUCAUCCAGCCCUCAGGGCACUAUACAUGACUAUUGUGAGGACUGUAAUAGAUUACAUCCUGCCCUCAGGGCACUAUACAUGGCUAUUGUGAAGUCUGUAAUAGAUUACAUCCUGCCGUCAGGGUACUAUACAUGACUAUUGUGAGGUUUUUAAUUUAGAUUAUAGCUUGCCCAUACAAUCCUUUGCCAGAAUAGUAAUAAAUUUCAGUACAGACCAGCAAGUCCUCACCUAGAAGUCAAAUUAUAAGUUUCACAAUCAUGUAAUUCACAAUCUAAAACAAAAUACUCGUCUACAUCUUAAACAAAAUACUUGUCUACAUCUUAAAUAAACUACUUGUCCACACCUUAAACAAACUACUUGUCCACAUCUUAAAAAAACUACUUGUCCACAUCUUAAACAAACUACUUGUCCACAUCUUAAACAAACUACUUGUCCACAUCUUAAACAAACUACUUGUCCACAUCUUAAACAAACUACUUGUCCACAUCUUAAACAAACUACUUGUCUACAUCUUAAACAAACUACUUGUCUACAUCUUAAACAAACUACUUGUCUACAUCUUAAACAAACUACUUGUCUACAUCUUAAACAAACUACUUGUCUACAUCUUAAACAAACUACUUGUCUACAUCUUAAACAAACUACUUGUCUACAUCUUAAACAAACUACUUGUCUACAUCUUAAACAAACUACUUGUCCACAUCUUAAACAAACUACUUGUCCACAUCUUAAACAAACUACUUGUCUACAUCUUAAACAAACUACUUGUCUACAUCUUAAACAAACUACUUGUCCACAUCUUAAACAAACUACUUGUCCACAUCUUAAACAAACUACUUGUCUACAUCUUAAACAAACUACUUGUCUACAUCUUAAACAAACUACUUGUCCACAUCUUAAACAAACUACUUGUCCACAUCUUAAACAAACUACUUGUCUACAUCUUAAACAAACUACUUGUCUACAUCUUAAACAAACUACUUGUCUACAUCUUAAACAAACUACUUGUCUACAUCUUAAACAAACUACUUGUCCACAUCUUAAACAAACUACUUGUCCACAUCUUAAACAAACUACUUGUCUACAUCUUAAACAAACUACUUGUCUACAUCUUAAACAAACUACUUGUCUACAUAUGAACUGAUGUGUUGUACCACGUCAAGAUUGCAUUACCCUAGUAUAAACUGCACUUUUUUUGUUUCAGGUUUUGGGGUAUCAUAAGUGACCUUUUGACCGUUCGGCCAUUGAAGAUUCCAAUACAUACUACCUUCUGCCAGGGUUUUGGAAAUGAUUUCUUUUUGCAAGGACAGAAAAUGGUACUUUGAAAAUCUAGCUACUAUUACAAAUCAAACUACCCAGUCCAUUACACAAUAAAUGAACCAGUCCAUUACACAUUAAAUGAACCAGUCCAUUAAAAAAUUAUCUACUCAGUGCGUUCGUUAUGAGUCCUGUAAAGCUUUUGACUCCCACUACCAUUUUGAGUGCAUGUGUUCCAUCCUCAGAAUGUCUCAUCUAAACCAUGGUUCAACAUAAGUCUACAGCAGUUACAGCCCAGCUACCUCCUGAGCCAGUUCCAUUCAUAUGUGAUCACCUCAACCAUUGAUACAGAACUAGAUGAUCAUGAAAUCCCAGUGCAGAGAAAGCGUAGCAAGGCCAGUUACAAAGUAAAAAACCCAAGCAAACCAACCAUGUUCUUGGAUUUGACCUCGGCUGUCAAUGGGGGCAGCUCACUAAAGCUUCAAGCUCUAAAUAAAGGACAAGCCGUCUGGUUCAAGUGAGCGUAUAAUAAGUUAUAAAGUUACUUUCUACUCACUUUGCUUGACUUAAAUCAUCAUUCAAUUAAUUCAUGGAUCACAUUUUAUGCUGAUUACAGAAGACAUGGAUUACUUUAAUUUAUGGAUCACAUUAUUCAUGGAUCACUUGAUUCAUGAAAAUUUUUUUUAAAGGGUCUCAACAAAAAAAAUGUUUCAGUAGAAAUUAUUUCAUUUGUUCGCUAAAAUAUAUUUUGGGGAACCACCAUUUUAAGACAGUCCUUUGAUGUGGUUGGAAAUUACUGUAAAGUAGAGAGACAUUUAUUUAGUGGACUCACUGAUUGCCUGCCCUUACCACUCCAAACUGAUUAAAUCUGAAUCGUUUCAGGUUGUUUAAAAUUGAUGCAGACAACUCCAAAAGCUUGAAGCUAACCGUAUGCUGGAAGAGCUCUUCUGUCAGCCGCUGUGACGUUUUCAUGGUGCUGUCAACCCUAGAUGCAGACCCCUUGGGCGUGGGGCCUGUUGGUGUGCUGCUGGAGACGGUGGCCUUCAGUGAGAGCCGCUUGCCGUUUUUGGAACAAGCAUCAAAGCAUUGCUUGAGACACAUCUCUACUGCCAAGCCAGAGACUGAAUCCAUGCUUCAAGAUUAUAGAAAAAGGUGACAUACUAAAACUAUUAGCUGCCAGCUCCGUAAGAAAAUCCUUGACCUAUAAAUUGAAUAUUUUAAACGUAAUUCCAGCAGCUGCAACUGAACUGGGUGACAUUACAACCAAUUUGUGUAGUACUGGUAUUUAAUAACUGAGAUGGUUCAGUAAGUCCAAGCUUUCUUUGUCCUGGACAGCGUCCAGCUGGAUAUCGAUGUUAGAUGUGAACAUUACUUCCCAGACUGUAUUGUUUAUUAUAUUUUCAUGCCUCUGACUGUUCCAGUUCUUUCAUGGUGGACAUGAAUGAGUUUGUCAAAAGAGGUUAUAAAGAUCAAGAGUUUCUUGUCUCUGCAGUGCUCCUGCCCUUGGGAGACCCACAGAUGGCAGUAAACAUUGGCCUAUUGGAAGUAAGUUGGAAGAUAUUCAUAUCUCUACUUGCAAAGAUUUGUAAUUGAAGUCAUCUGCAAUUGGCUUAUCACAGGGGUCACCAAACUUUUUUCACCGCAGGCCGGAUAAUAGACAAAAUGUCGAGCGCAGACCGUAUAAUCAUUCUGAUAAUACUUGCAAGUCAGAACGAAAGCUCUGGGAAAAAGACAAAAAUCUAAGUUUACUAUUCCAUGUUAAUCAUGGGUGAGUGGCCUGCAAUGCACAAAAACAACCAACAUAUCAUUUAGUAAAAAAGUUAUCAAAGAAGACGACGUUAGCAAAAAGAUAGUUACAUCAGGACUAGUGUGCACAUAUAAAUAUCACAAACUAAGCAGCAAAAAAUAGUGAGAUUUUGAAACUGAUGUUUGAAUUUUAAGAUACCGGGUAUCAAUGUUUGGCUUGGAAUUGCUGCAUCUAAUCAAGAGAAUUGUUUUCUCGGAAAAUCUCUGCAACAAAUGCUUCUUCAAGUGACUAAUAUUGAUAGGUAGGGGUAGGAUCUGACAGCCAGGUAGGAUCUGACAGCCAGGUAGGGGUAGGAUCUGACAGCCAGGUAGGAUCUGACGCUGUGGAUCAACUCUAACUUUUUCAGUGAGAAAAACAUAUCUUUCUUUUUGGAGCUUGUAAAAAAACCAAACAUGAUUUUAUCACAGCAGAGCCACCUCACUGCUAUGUUAUAAGGCAAGUCAAAGAAUUCAGAAUCAAUUUCUUCAAGAAAAGUCUGGAACUGAUAUUGAUUGAGUGCAUGUCCCUGAAUAAAGUUCGUAGUAGAAACGACUAGUUUCAGUACACAAGAAACAUUUCAGUCUUUUCCACCGAGUGCUUGCUGAUGUAUGAUGGAGUGUAUGAACAAAGUGCCGGAAUGUGCAAAUCUUCCAACUGAGUCCUGAUUGACCCCACCGGAACUUUCUUCCCUCCAUCUGUUUGUUUCCUCCUGGAAGCUGAUUCCACGGAUGGUUAUAGUGUGCCCAAGUUUUGGCCCGUCCAUGAAAAUGUCUUUUCUAAUUGUUGUUCCAUGGACGCUGCAAACGAAAGCCAACUAUUCUGUUAUCUGACAGUCCAAAUUAAAACCACAAUUAACAUGAGUUGUGACAUACUUGGGAGAUCAGUAGACUCAUCCAGCGCCAGAGAAUACCACAGUGUAGCUAUAUAUAUAUUUAUGUUUAUUUAUUUACUAUUAAGAUACCCUAUGGUACAAUUUUGAGAUGAUAUUGUACGAUUUUAGGAAUUUGAUGGUAAACAGGUCUGCAAUAAACAAGAAAAUCAAGGUAUGGUACAAUAAUUUAAAAUGGUUAAUUUAAGGCGCAUAGUAGCCAUGAGGUCUCCGCUUGUCUGAAGAUCACCUAAUGUUCAAAAAAUAAUAUUUAAAUUGUAUCCCAUCUCGUGUUCCAUAUGUUUUAUCAAACAAAUUCAAGUACCGUAGGCGGGCUGGAUGAACUGAUGCUGUGGGCCAAAUCUGGCGCGGGGACCAUAGUUUGGUGACCUCUGGCUUAUCAUCUAAUUGAUUAGAAGAUAGUAAAAGUGGGGUUGUUGUGUAAUCUUUGCAAACAGCAGUCAAAAUGUAUGACAUUUUUUUUAGUGCAAGUUUUAAUUUUUAAAGCCAUUUUACCAUAGGAAGGUCAUGGAGUAAGACUGGUGUGGAUGGUCUGCUCCCCUUGCUGUAAUUUUAACCAGGAUUUGAACGCUGGACUAUCAGAAUAAGCCUUACUAUUUCUACUUGAGUGCACCCUAAACUCUGUGCAGUCAAAGUUUAACAAAACAUUUUUUUGGUAAUUUAAUGAUUUCAUUAUUAAAUUUUUUAAAUGAGAAAACUUAUCUUUAUUCGAAUCCUUGGAAAUGUCUAAUUUUUUGGCAGUUUUCAGAAAAAGAACUAACAUCACCAUAGAAAGGUACCCCAUCAGAUUGAUAAUCACCUAAGAAAGUAUAGUGCUAAUCACCUGACAAAGUAAACAAUAGUGCUAAUCACCUGACGAAGUAAACAAUAGUGCUAAUCACCUGACUAAGUAUACAAUAGUGCUAAUCACCUGAUGAAGUAAACAAUAGUGCUAAUCACCUGACAAAGUAAACAAUAGUGCUAAUCCCCUGACAAAGUAAACAAUAGUGCGAAUCACCAGAAAAAGUAAACAAUAGUGCUAAUCACCUGAUGAAGUAAACAGCAAAAAUAUUUUAUAAGUUUCUUGCUUAAGUUUAUUUGGUCUACCUCACUUAGGUUGUUGGAGACUCUGAAGUAAAGCCAAGAUUAAAUAUCAUGAAGGCUAUAGUUAGUCUUGGGAAGCAGUUGGAGCUGCCUCUGUCUUUUGACAGGAUCAUUGGCCUCAUCACCCAAGUCAACACAAGUUAUCAAGACAUUUUAACAGCUGAAACACGUUCUAAUUCAGUUGUAAGUGCAGAUGCAACAGUCACGGCAAUGUCUUCCGCUAGGACUUCAGUGACCUCUGAGAAUUCGUCGUUUGCCUCAGAGUCUAGCAUGGUGUACUUCUUUAAGUGGAUCUACUCAAACCAAGCGGAUGUAGACUACUAUCUAGUCUCUGGCUAUGACAUGGCUGGCAAGCGAACCAUUCUGGGCCACUGUGUAACAGAAAAUUUUAUCUACACUCAUGCCUUAAAUGACGCCAUGCUAUUACCAGACCAUUUUUCUAUAGAGCCUGUGUUAUCCUCUACAGAUAGUCCAGCCGGUGAGUUUCUCUUUUAUGCAGAAGGAGCUGUUCCACGAGUAACAGAUCUUACUUUUUGAUGAAUCUCAUGAUGAAAUUUUUAUUUCAGGGCCCUGGAUUUGAUAUCCGGUUUUAAAUGGUGUGCAAAUUUCUCACAAGUGACCAAAACAUAAAACAUAAGUGUUUGAAAAUAUCAAUUGUAUUUUAUCAUUGAGUUGAUGUUCUAUCCGUAGGAAAAUUAUUUUCAGAUGUCACCAUGUGCAUGAUCCCUCUUUGCAUUCAAACUUUAUAUAUAUAUAUAUAUAUAAAUAACUAGAUGACUCAUACAUGUAUGAACCUUGAUCCUAC
This is a messenger RNA of Lymnaea stagnalis (great pond snail), 12477 nucleotides long. The record is from the annotation of a GenBank genome assembly. Lineage: Eukaryota; Metazoa; Mollusca; Gastropoda; Lymnaeidae.